UGAAAGAAGUUUAUAUGAUAUAAAAUUUGAAAGAGAUCGUCAAAAUGAUUUACGUGAAAAAUACAAUAUUCCUCCACCAUUUCAACGAAAAUGGUUACGACAACCUCGAUAUAUACCUCAGGAACGACCUAAUUUUGGUCAAAUUCAACAGUCACAAGAUCCAUAG
Molecule: messenger RNA, 166 nt
Organism: Rotaria sp. Silwood1
Lineage: Eukaryota; Metazoa; Rotifera; Eurotatoria; Philodinida; Philodinidae
Source: the annotation of a GenBank genome assembly